AUGGCCGAUAUUCCAGACUUGCGCCAUCCCCUGGAGGCUCAAGAUAGCCUGAAUAGUACAAAUAAUGGCUCCAACAAUGACAUUCAAAUCAAAUCAGAGGAGGGUCUUGAAUCACCAGCCAAAACACCCACGCGUCCGAUAGGAAUAAGGCUGCCUUCUAAACGAAGUACAGAAGAUCUAGAUAAUUCUGCUCGAAAAAAGGCACAUACUACUUAUUCAAGGCUCAUGGACGAAGAUCACGAUGAAAUUGACAGUGUGCUUCGAGAACAAGAGCUCAACCUAGCACAGAAGAUCAUAGAGGAUUCGAAAGAACUGGCACCUCCUACACCGCCAAAGAGAAAGAGGGGAAGACCCAGAAAAGGCGAAGAAGUCAAAAAGCCCCAGCCUGUGGAGUUGACUCCCAGGCGCCGAGAAAGAAGAGCCGUGGUUGAGAAACGAGCCAUUGAAAAGGAAGAAGAGAAGAAACGACAAGCUGAAUUGAGGGAGCAAAGGCGAAGACGUCCGAAGAAGGAAGCUAGUCUGGAUGAGAGCGAAGAGGAGGAGGAAGAAGAGGACGAGGAAUUCUCCGAGUCAGAGGAAGAAAAGCCCCAAAAAUCGCCAAAGAAAUCACCCAAGAAAGUCACCACUCCACGAAAGCCCAAGAAGACUCCGCCGACGGAGCUGCCGACUCCUGUGAAGGUGAGAAAAACGCCCAUCGAGAGAAGAACCAAGAAGGGCAGACCCAGUAAACAGGAGAAGGUCACCGGCAAAGUGCACAGUAUCUUCCACAUGGACGACAUGGAGUUUUUCCAGGAUAAACAGGAAACGGCCAGCAAGGAGUCAUCUCCUUCGAAAGCCGAGCUGUCUAUUGCACUCAAUUUUGAUAAUACGGGCGACAGCACGUUCUCCUAUAUUCCUCUGAUCAGUGGUCUCGAUAAGCCGAAGAAGGAGCAAGUUGAGGCCACGCCAAUCCAGCAUUUUGAGCCCCUCCCGGUACCUGAAGUGGACCUGGAGGGUAACGUCAAGGACCAGGACUACGUGAAAAAAUACUUCCCAGACUCCCAAAUUCAGACUAAUUUUUCUGGACGACUCACUGACGAAAGAGCCUACUUCUUGGAAGGAAGUGAAGGCUACUUUGAACAGCACAAUCUUCGUUUCAGACCCUCUUCCAGUGCAUUGAGCUCCAAAGCUCCCGAGCUCGACUAUGACGAGUUCUUGCCUAUGGUCAGACUAGGCAGUCUUGUUCACCAGAACGAGAGAAACGCUCUCAAUGAGCUCCACAAAAAGUUACACCACCAAUGGUGCUUCGAGUUGAGCCAGGGAUACAAUCUCAAUUUCUACGGCAUCGGCUCAAAGGCCAACUUAAUUCUCGAUUUCGUCAACGACUACUUGCUCGACUGGUACGAGCAGACGUUGCUUGAAGAUGACGAGUAUCCAGUGGUGAUGGUAGUGAACGGCUACAACCCAGCUACAAAGCUCAAGCUGGUGAUCCACGAUAUUGCACUGGCAAUCGUGACGCCAGAAAUCAGAAAAGAGAAAAAUAUCAAAAUGCCGAAACACAUCGGUGAAGCAUUCCCAUUCUUAGUGUCGUACAUGAAGAAGCACGUCACCCACCACUCGGAGUUUGGUCUCGUCAAACCCAAGCUCAUCCUUGUUGUUCAUAAUAUCGACGGUGAGGCAUUCAGAGACGAGCGGUCCCAGAACAUCUUAUCUCAAUUGGCGGCGCUUCCAGAUGUUUGGCUUCUUACGUCCGUGGACAAUGUCAAUGCCAGUCUUUUGUGGGACCUCUACCGUUUCAAAAACUUCAAUUUCCUCUGGCACGAUGCCACCACAUACAAGCCUUAUGGAGUGGAACUCUCCUUCAAGGACGUUCUCAGCAUGGGUCGCUCCAAGCGUUUUGUGGGAAGCAAGGGUGCCAAAUACGUCUUGACGUCGUUAAGCUCCAAUGCGCAGAAUCUCUACAGGGUCUUGCUGCAGAUGCAAGUGAAGGUGCUAGAAGAAUCUACAGCUUCAAAAUCAGGAAGAACUGGUCUUCGUGGCUCCAUCAAACUUGGGGUUGAGUUCAAGGCACUCUACGACCAGUGUCUCAAGGAAUACGUCACCUCCAACGAGAUGAACUUCCGAAGCAUCCUAGGCGAAUACGUCGAGCACAAGAUGUGUUCGCUCACCAAAAACGCGUCCGGAAAGGAAAUCGUGUUCAUUCCAUACGCCUACGACGAGAUCGCCUUGAUCUUGAAGGACCAUUUCAAAAAGUAG
Candidozyma pseudohaemuli is the source of this 2235-nucleotide messenger RNA. RefSeq names its product origin recognition complex subunit 2. Gene Ontology annotation, biological process: DNA replication. Gene Ontology annotation, cellular component: nuclear origin of replication recognition complex; nucleus. Bases 1 to 2235 code for a protein of 744 amino acids. The transcript has a single exon. NCBI's taxonomy places the organism in Eukaryota, Fungi, Ascomycota, Pichiomycetes, Serinales, Metschnikowiaceae. Gene Ontology annotation, molecular function: DNA replication origin binding. The record is from RefSeq and is a predicted model, not a curated record.